Periconia digitata is the source of this 924-nucleotide messenger RNA. The record is from the annotation of a GenBank genome assembly. NCBI's taxonomy places the organism in Eukaryota, Fungi, Ascomycota, Dothideomycetes, Pleosporales, Periconiaceae.
CCACAGCAACUGUUACACUUUUUGUUCCAACGUCGACCCUCAUCGAUGUUCAGAUUACCUCCCCUACUUCUGGUAGGCCUCAUUGGCCUACUCGUGCCAGUCAAGUCCGCGACUGAGUGUGGCUACGAAGGAGGAUGGGCACUCCGAGUUGAUGAUACUACCUGCCCUAAGGACGCGCCUGUCAACUGUGGUACUGGCGAACAACUGCGUUGCUGUCCUAAUGGCUUAAAGUGUGCUGGAGAGGGCGACUACGGAGGUAACUACUGCUGCAAGGAAGGCGAAGAUUGCAGAUCAGAGUCCUCAUCGACUCCACAGUGCCCGGAUCAAUCAUGGACGUUAUUCGGAGGCAAUGGAACGUUAGAAAAAGGCGGAUGGUGCUGUGAGCCCGGAACCAACGGUUACUACCGAGGAAACAUGGACGCAGUAGGAUGCACGGCGGCGGGCGUUCGUACCUUACCCACUCGACUAUCUUUUGCUUCGACCAUUGCGACCAACGCCUGCGUCCCACCAACAUCAACAGCUUCCUCGACACCGGCCUCGACCAGCAGUACCCCAACGAGCACACCGUCGCAGUCGAACGAGCCGCCGUCACCGUCACCGUCAUCAUCUUCGGCCGGUAUGCCAGGCGCUCAGAUCGGUGGAAUCGUGGGAGGUGUUGUCGGCGGUUUAGCCCUCAUCGGGGCCAUUGUCGGAUUCAUUUUGUUCCGGAGAAAACGCCAGAGCCAGUCCCCGGCCGAAGUGGGAAAGGACCAUAGCGAGAUGCCCUCCGAAAAGAACGCCGACCGAUACGGAUAUUAUGCUCAACCCGACGCGCAGGCCGCCGCAUAUGAGCUUCCUCCUAACGACCGGCAAGUGCGACAUGAAUUGAGCAAUGGCGAUACACCUAAGCCUCCACCUCCGGCUGCACCCCAGGAGAUGCCGUGA